AUGUCUCCCGUCGUCCAAUACAUCCCCGACUUCACUUUCAAGUUCCUCGACCACGCUCGCUACCAAAUCCUCAACCUCCUCGGUGCGGGUUCCUACGGCGCCGUCUACCGCGCCAGGGAGCGCCUGCCCGAGUCCGGCAAGUUCGUCCCUAGGGCGAUCAAGGUCAUCUCCAAGCACGGUCGCAGACUCGGCGCUCUGGAGAUCGGCCUCCACAGCCUCGUUUCGGACCACGCCAACGUCAUCACCAUGGAGGAGGCGUUCGAGGACGAGGACAACUACUUCCUCGUGCUCGAUCUCUGCCCCGGCGGGGACCUGUUCUCCCAAAUCUGGGAGCAGGACGCCUACCGCCACAACGACGAGCGCGUCCGCACCGCGUUCGUGCAGCUGGUGGACGCCGUCGAGGCGUGCCACGCUACGAACGUUUAUCACCGCGACCUUAAGCCCGAGAACAUCCUCUGCAAUGAGGAUGGUUCCGAAGUCUACCUCUGUGACUUCGGACUCGGACGGGGCCGGCCGAUCAGCCGUGAGUUCGGCUCUGGCAGCUUGAACUACAUGAGUCCAGGUGUGUACCUUUGCUUUCAGAUGCUCCGUACCAGUCAACUGACAUGUCUUUCAGAAUGUCUUGGCGAGGACCUUGGCUGCAGACCAUACUCCAACGUCCGCCAUGAUAUCUGGGCUCUGGGCGUCGUGCUGUUCAACAUGAUCACCGCGGAGCACCCGUGGGGGAAGGCGUCCACGGAGGACGACCAGUUCAGCGACUUCCUGCACAACCCCGAGUUCUUCCUUGACCACUUCGAUAUCUCCGAGGGCGCGAACACCAUCCUCCGCAGCAUCUUCACCCUCAACCCCAUGGGGCGCACCACCCUCCCCGAGCUGCGCGCGGCCAUCCUCGCGCUCGGCUCGUUCUUC
Messenger RNA from Trametes versicolor FP-101664 SS1, 909 nucleotides. RefSeq names its product kinase-like protein. The record is from RefSeq and is a predicted model, not a curated record. The annotation marks the transcript as partial. Gene Ontology annotation, molecular function: ATP binding; protein serine/threonine kinase activity. Gene Ontology annotation, biological process: intracellular signal transduction; protein phosphorylation. The transcript has 2 exons. NCBI's taxonomy places the organism in Eukaryota, Fungi, Basidiomycota, Agaricomycetes, Polyporales, Polyporaceae.